This is a messenger RNA of Cynoglossus semilaevis (tongue sole), 3695 nucleotides long. RefSeq names its product GC-rich promoter binding protein 1-like 1 (gene gpbp1l1). Bases 1674 to 3173 code for a protein of 499 amino acids. Gene Ontology annotation, biological process: positive regulation of DNA-templated transcription; DNA-templated transcription. Gene Ontology annotation, cellular component: nucleus. Gene Ontology annotation, molecular function: DNA binding; RNA binding. The record is from RefSeq and is a predicted model, not a curated record. NCBI's taxonomy places the organism in Eukaryota, Metazoa, Chordata, Actinopteri, Pleuronectiformes, Cynoglossidae. The transcript is spliced from 12 exons.
UACCAGCGGUAAGCACUCUCGAAACCCCAAACAAACGUCAAUAGCUUUGUAAGCGACAUGGUUGUAGUUGGCCAAAAAGUUGAGUCUAGUUGGUGUUUUUAGCUUUAUUGCGUUCUUCAAACCACUGUUCACUGGAGGCUAUCUCGCUCCAAAGAGGCGACAGGGCAUCGUCGUGAACUCAGCAAGUUAGCUCGCUAGCACUUAGCAAACUGAUGAAUGUGUGCUGCCGCUGUUAAGGUAGCCAUUUUGAAGCCGUGUUGUUUCAACGAAACCAGAUCCAUUUUGUUCCUGUGUAUACAUCUUUAAACCAUCAGCAGCCAGCGUGAAAAACUGCACUGAAACUUCCUUGUGACGAACAGACACAUAUAACGCUUGCUUUAAAAAAAACAAAAAACUUGCAACUUCAAAGAAAAAUUAGGUUGAUUCAGCUUACUUUUUUUAAAAUCCACUUUGCAAUUGAAUUGCUCUUUAUGAAGACACAAAGACCGUCUUGGCUUGCAGAUGAUUUUCAUUUAGCUUCUGAGCUUGCAUAUCUAUGAAAUCAAGGCUACAUCCUUUAUCUGCUUUAAUCAAAAAUCAUCAGAUAAUUGAAUGGGCAGCCUACACAUGUGAUAUUAAAAAUUGUAAAGAUAAACAGGAAAUAUCAUGCACACUUCAACAGCGCCCCAAUUUCACUAACCAAAACUGAAAAUGCUGGCAAUGUAACAUAGGGUAUUCCCUUCAUUUUUUUGUCAUGUGACUUUGAACCUGUUGAGCAUCAUUUUUUUCUUCAAACACAGACAGUCUUUUCACCAGUUUAAUGAGGUGAGCAGUGGGGCUCAAGUGACAACCAUUGCCACGAAAAGACUGUCUCUGAGCACAUUUUUUCUAUUCUGCGUGAGUUGACGUAAAUCUUAAAAUGAUUCGGUGAGAGAUAGACACAAAAGAAACUGGCACGCAGUGUGGCAGGACAACAUCCGUCUUUUCCUCCAUCUGGUGCGCAAGUGGAACUGCUUCACAAACUGCUGUCCAUGAUUCAGGGCAGACAACUUUCACAGACUUCUUUCUCGCAAUAGGAAAAACAAAACAAGGGACAGUCUGGCCUUCUCCUGCCAGUGCGAAAAAAAAAUCCUCUAUCAAAUCACUUAAUUUGCUAAUUUGCAUAUAAAAAAUUUGCUUUGAAGACAUACUCCUAAAUUGGUAGCCUAAAUGGCUUCAAGUGAAUAAGUAAAGAAGUGAGCUUGCUUUUGGGGAAAAACAAACAUUACCUGGACUGGAAACUUCAUCCGUCGGAGACGUGACAGGAGCUGCCUUGAGAGUCGCAUUCAACAAGGGGAAAUCUUUCCUUGCAGACCUUCCUUGUGCCCUUUGAAAUAUACUUCCAGCUUUGGACAAUUCUCUGGAUCGCCCUUCCAGAUCAUUCCUGCAACCCUUAGACCCAUUUUCCAGUGUUUCACCCUGGACAAAAGGAUCACCCUCUGGAGAAAGGGGCUGCAUUGUCCUGGUGGAGAGGGGGUCGUCGGUGUGCUGCUCCCCAUCUGUCAGUGCACGCAGACUGUGGUCCACGCCAAUAGGCCUGAGGAACCAAGCCCAGUUGGACCGAGAGGAGGCAUAGGACUUCAGAGCCAUUGACUCUGGGAUCCUGGCCAUGAGGUUUGAUGCCUCAAUCCACUGACCAGAAACACUGGACCUAAAUGGCGCAGCAUGACUUUGUCCCUGCCUGGCUUAACUUCUCUACACCCCAGCCUGCCAAGUCCCCUGCUGCCAACCUUGACAAACAAGGUGAGCCCCAUCAUCACAGAGACGGCAGAGCUGCUGUAAGCCGCCGCCGCCACAACUCUUCUGAUGGUUUCUUCAACAACGGCUCUCUGCGCGCUCCAGCAGGAGAUGGUUGGCAGCAGCCUUCCCUGCUUUUGAGACACGACUCGGUGGACUCAGGGGUGGCCAAAGGAGGACAUGGUGGGCUGGCAGGGGGAUCGUGUUGGAAGGAAACACCCAGCUGGCAUGGAGCUCCCAGGGGCUCCCAGGACUGCCACCACCACCAGGGACGCCACCCCAAACGGGGAGGUGGCGACAGGGACAGGCAGGGGGGGCACCGGCAGCGCAAUGGUAACUUUCAUUCCCGCAAGGGCACCUCGUACCAGGACAAGUUUCCCAAUGAGGAGCGCAAAGAUGGCAAAGACGAUAAGCUGAAGUUUGUGGAAGAGGACUUUCCUUCCCUAAACCCUGAAACGACUGGAAAGCCUGGGAGUCAAAUUCGAGCAGUGGCUCCACAUGCUGGAGUUUGGGAAAACCCCCCUAGUGGCAAACAGAUGGUGUCCAAAAUGCUGGUGAUCAAGAAAGUUUCCAAGGAGGACCCCAGCACAGCUUUCUCUGCUGGCUUUGCCACGGCUGGCAUACAGCCCACCAACGGCAACAAAGCUCCCCUCGCAGGCUCCAGCGUCUACAAGAACCUGGUUCCAAAACCUGCCGUGGCCCCCACCAAAAGCACCCAGUGGAAGUCCGGUGGUAGAGAAAUCGCAAAGUCUGGCCUCCACAUGCCAGGCAGAGACUCAGUCUUCACCAGUCCCGUCUCUACAGCCAAACCGAGCACCCCAGUUAGCGCGCCGCAGCACAACAAUCCAAAAGAGCAGCCAUCCAGCACAACUCCUCCCAUAGACAUCGCCCCGUCGCGGCUCAAGCUGAUGCGUCGCGGUCCAGACCGUAAGAGUGAGUUCCUGCGAGCUCUGAAGGACGAGGGCACCGGAGAGCUGACCACGAGCAGCAGCCCGGGAACAUCAGGAGAGGGUGAAAGCAACACCCCGGAGCCCAAACCUUACAGUGAAGAAGUCUGCCAUGAGAACGGUCUGUCCUACUCCCUCAGUGACUCAGACACCGAACACCUGUCUAGCUCUCUGGAGGCUGAGCACAGGUUGCUGAAGGCCAUGGGCUGGCAGGAGUAUCCAGAGAACGAUGACAACUUCCUGCCUCUGACGGAGGAUGAGCUGAGAGAGUUCCAGACUAAAACUGAACAGCUGAGGAAAAACGGCAUGCAGAGGAACGGGGUUCUCCCACGGGCGCGGGGCGUGACCCUCCACUUCACCCCCUGGAGGAGUGUGGCGGAGGCACACGUGGAGGAAGGCUCGGAGUCAGAAACCAGUAGCAGCAGCAGCAGCAGUCAGACCUCGGACGACGACGACUGCAUCAAAUCAUAACGUGGCUUUACGGAACAAAAAGAAGAAAAGAAAAAAAAAAAAACAAAAAAAAAACCAACAACACAACAGCCAACAACACAUCCCACUUCGCAAUUCCCGUCUCCCUCUUUCAUCGUUGUUUUUAGAGCACCAUUUUUGAAUUUCUUUUUUUGAUUUUAUUUUAUUUUUUUGAUUUUUGUUGUUGUUCUUGCACAAGGGAAAAACCAAUCAUAUCCCAGUGAAGGGGGAGAUUCCUGCUCUGCCAGACGUCAUUUUCCCUGCGUUUCCUCCUUCACUGCAGACCCUGCCCCUCUCUCACUCAGCCACCCUCACCUUCCUCCUCUUCCUCCACCACCUCUUCUUCCUUUUUUUUUUUCUUCCUCGCUUUGUGGAACUGAAGUGUUCAUCAAGAGAAGAAGGGCAACAAAUGCACACUUGAUUCUGCUUCAAAAAGACUAACUCAUUUCAUUGAUGAUGCUGAUGACACAUUAUUAAUGAUAUUAAUAAAAAUUGGUUCCUGACAAGCUGAUAUGUUUCAAUAUG